This is a messenger RNA of Laccaria bicolor S238N-H82, 1431 nucleotides long. RefSeq lists its product as uncharacterized. Gene Ontology annotation, molecular function: adenylosuccinate synthase activity; GTP binding. Bases 1 to 1287 code for a protein of 428 amino acids. Gene Ontology annotation, cellular component: cytoplasm. The transcript is spliced from 8 exons. The record is from RefSeq and is a predicted model, not a curated record. Gene Ontology annotation, biological process: IMP metabolic process; 'de novo' AMP biosynthetic process. Lineage: Eukaryota; Fungi; Basidiomycota; Agaricomycetes; Agaricales; Hydnangiaceae.
AUGAGUGUAACCGUCGUGUUAGGCAGUCAGUGGGGAGAUGAGGGGAAAGGAAAACUGGUCGACAUCCUUGCUGCUGAUAUUGAUGUGUGCGCAAGAUGCGCUGGAGGCAACAAUGCUGGACAUACCAUCAUCGUUCCUAUCGAUGGCGUUUUGAAAACCUUUGCUUUCCAUCUAUUACCCAGCGGGCUCGUGAACCCUCGCUGUACCGGCUUGAUUGGGUCUGGGCUCGUCGUCCACGUUCCAUCUUUCUUUGCUGAGCUUGACGCUCUGGAAGCGCAGGGGCUGGAUUGCUCCAACCGUCUCUUUAUAUCCGAUCGCGCUCAUCUGGUGUUCGAUUUCCAUCAGAUUGUCGAUGGGCUGAAGGAGGUAGAGCUUGGGGGCAAGAGCAUUGGCACCACGAAGCGAGGUAUCGGUCCAGCUUACUCCGGCAAAGCUUCACGGUCAGGAUUACGCGUUCACCACCUCUUCGACCACGAGACCUUUGCCGAGAAAUUCCGAAAGCUCGUAGAAGGCCGGUAUAAGCGCUACGGCCACUUUGAGUACGAUACAGAAGGAGAGAUUGAACGAUACAAGAAACUCGCAGAACGACUGCGGCCAUAUGUCGUAGAUAGUGUCGCCUACAUCCACAAAGCCAUCACAUCUGGGAAAAAGGUUCUUGUGGAAGGAGCCAACGCUUUGAUGCUCGACCUUGACUUCGGAACCUACCCUUACGUCACCUCUUCGUCAACUACGAUUGGCGGUGUCUGCACCGGUCUCGGUAUACCCCCCAAGAUGAUUGGGCGCACCAUUGGCGUUGUCAAAGCUUACACCACACGUGUCGGUGGAGGGCCAUUCCCCGCCGAACAGCUCAACGACAUUGGCGUUCACCUACAAGAGGUAGGCAGGGAAUAUGGUACUACGACCGGCAGGCGAAGACGCUGUGGUUGGCUCGACCUCGUCGUGCUCCGCCACUCAAGCAUGAUAAACGGCUACGACAGUCUCAACUUGACGAAACUUGAUGUCCUCGAUCAGCUUCCUGAAAUUAAGGUUGCGACGCGGUACCUGGUGGAUGGAAAGGAACUGGAAGGAUUCCCAGCCGACCUGGAAUUGCUUGCGAACGUGGAUGUAGAGUACGUUACCCUGCCUGGGUGGCAGAGCUCGAUCGAGAACAUUACAACUUACGACGACCUGCCGGAGAACUGCAAGGGAUACAUUAAAUUCAUAGAAGAUUCGUUAAACGUCCCUAUAGAGUGGAUUGGUGUUGGACCCGCGAGGAAGAGUAUGGUGAGGAAGGAACUCAAGCAAUAAUGAAAAGGCAGUUUAAUAGAAGCCUCGUCUAUCAAAUAUAUUGUAAAUUAUCUCGGUACAGUUAUGCAGUAUCUAUACAUGUAUCUUGGGAGCACACCAAAGCGUUUGAAAGAAGAGGAAUAUCCGGUACUUGUGUACCCAAUU